Molecule: messenger RNA, 3055 nt
Organism: Rhipicephalus microplus (southern cattle tick)
Lineage: Eukaryota; Metazoa; Arthropoda; Arachnida; Ixodida; Ixodidae
Gene: L
Product: zinc finger protein Lobe
Source: RefSeq, a predicted model, not a curated record
GCACGCCCUCGUCGUGGCGCUCUUCGUCCGGCAGCCCCGAGGACGAGCUGACGUCGGCGUCACUGUCGCCACCGCCCUCGCUGCUGGCCGGAGGCCCGGCGUCGGCCUCCUGCUCCGACUCCGAGCUGUCCUUCACCAUCGGUGUCACUGAGGCGACGCCCUAUGCCUGCCACUUCUGCGACAAGGCUUUUCCCAGGCUCAGCUACCUCAAGCGACACGAACAGGUGCACAGCGAUCGGAUGCCAUUUCGGUGCGACUUCUGCCAGCGGCUGUUCAAGCACAAACGCAGUCGCGACCGGCACGUGAAGCUGCACACGGGCGACCGAAAGUACCGGUGUUCGCAGUGCGAGGCGGCCUUCUCGCGCUCCGACCACCUCAAGAUCCACAUGAAGACCCACGACCAUGCCAAGCCGUUCCAGUGCGCUAUGUGCAACCGCGGCUACAACACGGCGGCAGCCCUCACCUCGCACAUGCAGAACCACCGCAAGAGCGCCGCUGCGGCUGCAGUGACCAAUGGCCUCGAGCCGUCGGCCACACUAUCCCGGCCCGGCUCGAGUCUGGCAUCGGCCAAUGGAACGAACAUGCUCGCUGCGGUGGGCAAUCCGACCGACGGUGGUUCGACGUCCAUGUCCCGGGACGAUAGUUCCUCGUGCUCGACUGACAAGCUGAGCCUACCCGGUGGCAGCCCUGGUCCGGGCAACGUUGAAGUCCAAGCAAAUGGAUACAAAUCUUUAUCUGAGCGGGCUGGCAGCACGAGCCCCCGAGACCAAGGCGAGCCGCUGGCGUGUGGCUUCUGCAGCCGGAGUGACUUCAGCAGCUUGGAGUCCCUGCAGGCGCAUGUGCGCGCCACGCAUGUUCCUUUCUCGGCGGCUUCGCUGGUGGGGCCGUCACACGGAGGUCAACUGCGGCCGGAACCCAGCGGCCGCUCGGCGUCCCGCCAUUCACCGCCGGCUGCCACCACGGCCUCGUCGUUGGUGGACGCAUCGUACGAGUGCGAAUACUGCGGCAUGAAGCUGCCCAGCGUUCACGCCCUGCAGACUCAUACGCUCGCCGCGCACAGCUUCAGCGAGGUGCUGAGCAAGCGUAUGUCGGCCAUGAUGGGGGCCGACUCCGGCGGUGGGCCUCUGCUCUGCAGCCAGUGCGGCGCCGCGGCGGCAGACUUCGAGUCGUUUCGGGCGCACUUAGCGUCUCACCUGGAAGGACGGAUGUCGCGUUGCUGCCCCGAGUGUCGCGCCGAAUUCCCAUCCUCGCAGCAGCUCGAAGCGCACGUCGCCGCGCACUUCCUGGCCACGUCAGUCGAGUACGGCUGUCAGGCUUGCCUAAAGCUCUUCCCGCGGCCUGACGAGCUUCAGAAGCACCUGCUUGACGUGCAUGCCCACCACCUCUACCGCUGUGCACUCUGCCGGGACGUCUUCGAUUCGAAAGUCGGAGUCCAGGUCCACUUCGCCGUCAAACAUAGCAACGAGUGCCAAGUAUUCAAGUGUAGUGCUUGCAACGCUGCCUACCGGUCUGAGCCAGAGUUCGCGCUUCACGUUCAAGUCACACAUUUGGCUAAGGCUGCUCCCUACCGGUGCCUGCUGUGCGACCAGACAUUUGCUAGUGAGCCCCUGCUGCAAAGCCACUUGGACACGCACGGCAAACAAUUCGCGUGUGCCCUGUGCAGUCAAGCCUUUCACGUAGAGUUUUUGCUCGAGAAGCACAUGCAAGCUUGCCACGCAGCCGACCUAACCUUGCACCCGGACGGAGUGCAGAAUCUGAGCGUCAAGUCGAGGAUCAAGGACAACAAGUGCGACAUCUGUGACCAGUCGUUCGGAGCAGACUCCCUUCUCGCGGCGCACCGCAAGCAAGUGCACAACGUGCGUUCUUCGUCGCUGAAGUCGGUGAGCCUGCUGUGCGCGUACUGCAACGAACCGUGCAAGUCGCGCUCGGAUCUGGAGAACCAUAUGAAGAGUCACACCGCGAGUCCCAGUAAGCACAAGUGCAACAUCUGUGACGAGAUGUGCCCCUCGGCGACCACGCUGGCCGAGCACAAGCUUACGCACUGCAAGGUCGUUAAGGGUUCCACGUGUGCCGGUUGCCGCGAGGUGCUCCGCUCCGAGGAGCAGUUUUUGACGCACGUCAACUCUCACGGCGGAGGUCCCGCGUUGCCACUGCCCUGCGUGGUGUGCCGCCAAACGCUCAUGUCUCAGGUGGAACUGCGAAUGCACGCUCGCUUCCACGUAGCCCACUGCGACAAGGGCUCUCUGUGCUGCGUCUGCGAGCGGCCCCUGGACGCCGCCAGCCGCAUCAUCACCGGCCGCCAGCAAGAGCGGCAGUCGUUUAUGUGCAAGGACUGCUUCCACGCCAAGGGUGUCCAGGACCAAGGCCGCUGUCCCGAGUGCCGCAUCAAGUUCGAGUCGCCACUCGAGCUCGAACAACACGUGCGCAGCAGCCACGGCGGCUGAGCAGCCCCUUCUCAUUCAUCACCGGUGUGCACAUCGCAAACAAUCAAACGCGCCCGCGGUCUUUCGGUUAACUUAUUUUUCUUCCGUGGCGCGCCUCUCGUGUUUUUCCAGUCCUGGCUCGAGACAAAUCGCAACACGUCUAUUUAGAAAGUAUACCUCCUAAUAUAUCUGAUCAUAUUGUCAAAACAAGAAAGGCGUGUGUGUGGUUUUCAAGCUGUUCUUACCUGAGUGCUUCUCUGGUGCAUAAUUUCACCAAAGUAUGUAAAUACAAGUUGUCCAUAUUCAUCGCCAUGUUUUUGUUUUAUGUGUCGACAUCUUAAAGCAGGGUAUGAAACUGCAUACAUUUUAAGCUGCCGGUUGUUUUAUGCCUUGGUAUAAUACUCUUCAUGAAGCACGUUUGUAACAGUGAAUACCCCACAGCCAAAUAUGAAUAGUUUAUUCAUCCCAGUGUUUAAUUAUCUGUGUUUGUGUUUCGGAAGCAUUCUUAUGUUUCUUUACGCAAGUAUACAAUAUCAACUAGUUUUUUAUUUUUGAUAUUCCUUUUAUUUUUACAUUUUGCCUGUGUGUUUUGCGAGGUUCACGAGGCGAAUAAAGUUGGUAUUUUCAAGGGA